This is a messenger RNA of Apodemus sylvaticus (European woodmouse), 885 nucleotides long. RefSeq names its product upper zone of growth plate and cartilage matrix associated (gene Ucma). The transcript has 5 exons. The record is from RefSeq and is a predicted model, not a curated record. NCBI's taxonomy places the organism in Eukaryota, Metazoa, Chordata, Mammalia, Rodentia, Muridae. Gene Ontology annotation, cellular component: extracellular matrix. Bases 128 to 544 code for a protein of 138 amino acids. Gene Ontology annotation, biological process: embryonic skeletal system development; regulation of osteoblast differentiation.
UUUCUCUCUCUUGCCUGACUCACAAGUGAGUGAGGACUUACUGGGCAGCAGCUUCAGCAGUACUGGGGACUUCCAAGAUACCUCACCUUAUUAUCUGCCCUGUGGUUUCUGGGGGUGCACUGUAAAGAUGUCGUGGAGACAAGCCGUUCUCCUCACCUCUCUCUCGGCUCUGGUGCUCCUGUGUCUGCUGCAGGAGGGGACCAGCGCUUCUGUGGGCAACAGGCAGGCAGCUGGAGAGGAAGUGCCGGAAGGUAUGAAACAGAAGAUUUUCAUGCAAGAAUCUGAUGCCUCGAAUUUCCUUAAGAGGCGUGGCAAACGGUCUCCGAAGUCCCGAGAUGAAGUUAAUGCGGAAAACAGACAGAGGCUGCGGGAUGACGAGCUGCGGAGGGAGUACUACGAGGAGCAAAGGAAUGAGUUCGAGAACUUCGUGGAGGAACAGAGAGAUGAGCAGGAAGAGAGAACCAGGGAGGCAGUGGAGCAGUGGCGUCAGUGGCAUUACGAUGGCCUGUAUCCUUCCUACCUUUACAACCGCCAAAACAUCUGACCUCAUCCUGAAGCAACUGGGGAACAGAAGCAUGCCACAUGCCUCCCACCUCUCCCCAGAGGGACCCACAAGGUGAAGCCCUCUCGCUACCCUGGCCAACAGCUCCAGGAAACACUGCCUUUGUUCCGAUGCCUGGCUUUCGCUUCUUUCUGAAUGUUUGCUUUGUUGUGCUUUUGAGUGAACAACCAUCUGUGGUUCUUCCCAGCAUCAAAUCUACACCCUGCCCCCUUGCUUAGCCACCGGAAACCGGAAUUAAAAUGCCCAUCUGAUAGGACACUUGAAGGAUCGAAGUGUAAAGAUUUUAAGCUUGCUUAUAACCUAUUAAUAAAGUGCUGAAUCCA